CAGCUGUGCUGGUAAAAUCAGUCUUGGAUGUGGAUCCAUAUUCAGUGAAACAUUACAAAAUGGGAUUUCAAUCAAAAUCUGUAUAUGAGAUUCUGCUGAGGGCCCUGCUAAAAUACAUGAAUGCCUGAAUGAGAGCAGUAAAACAUGCUGGAUGUAUGAUGAAUGGCAGGAGGAAACAUCAAGCAGAGUGCGGUGCAGGUGAAAGCAUGAAUGUCCACAGGGAACAGAAGAGGGACUUUCAGUCUAAAGCCUUUCAUGAAAGCACAGUGUUCACUUUGCUUCCACCAAGACCACAUUCCUAUGGAGACGCAUGCCUUUCCUCCAGAGGCUCUGAGCUGCUGGGCCUGCAAGUGCAGGGACUCUGCUGUCACCUUCAGCAGAAGCCCAGCAGUGGAAGGGUGACACAAAGGGUGACACCACAGAGCAGAGGGGGAGGAGGGGGGAGCCUGACGCUACUAAGCAGACUCAAGGGAAGGCCGCAGAGCAGAGCAAAACCAGCACUGAGGACCAGUACUGGGAGCAGACCUGAGAUAAGUCCAGAGGGUGAAGCUCCCACUGUGUGUCAUUGCAGAGAUCCAGUCAGUCAAACAGCAGAAACUCCCACAACCCCCUGCAACAACAACGAGAGGCAGGCUUGUCACGGGCAUCCCGGCGCCACAAAGGUUUCAGUGCUCCAUCUGUAUCUGCCUUCAUCACUCUGUGAUGAUGAGGAGCAGGACGUUGAGGCACAGGAGAUGAGAUCUGACACCAGCCUGUCCUCACCCCACCUUCUCUGAAGCUCUGUGCGUCACUGUUGCCCGGCAAAGAUGACAUGUCAUUGGCAAAACACGGAGGUCCCCAGGGAUCCGUGCCUUUCCUGUGUCUGCCCCCAAACAGUGAAACAGCAUUCCCCCCACAAUCCACCCUCUCAAUUGACUCUUUUAAGUCCAGGCACAAAAACCUACUUUUAUUCAUUAGCGCUCAAGUCCCCCUGAUGUGGCUUUCUCUGACACAAGCCUAUGUGUGUUGUAUCUAUAAAUGUGUGAGCUGUGUACCUGACAGUUAUGUUGCCUCUCGUGUAUGUGUUUUUCACAUUUUAUUCCUUUUGUACAGCACUUUGGUUGAAUUGAGUUGAGUUGAGUUAAGUUGCCCUGUUUCCUUUUCUGAUAAUCCUUCAUUGUGAUACUGUGAUUCCGCCACUGAUCCAUAUUACAUUGACUAGUGUCAA
Epinephelus lanceolatus (giant grouper) is the source of this 1207-nucleotide messenger RNA. RefSeq lists its product as uncharacterized. NCBI's taxonomy places the organism in Eukaryota, Metazoa, Chordata, Actinopteri, Perciformes, Serranidae. The record is from RefSeq and is a predicted model, not a curated record.